Molecule: messenger RNA, 1709 nt
Organism: Vigna angularis (adzuki bean)
Lineage: Eukaryota; Viridiplantae; Streptophyta; Magnoliopsida; Fabales; Fabaceae
Product: probable F-box protein At4g22030
Exons: 1
Coding region: 286-1587 (433 amino acids)
Source: RefSeq, a predicted model, not a curated record
UUGGUAUUACAGGUUUACUCGUUAUUUCUGUUGAAAGUCAGCAUAGGAGGGAGAAAAGCAGAAAUAGCCAAAAUGAAAGGACAAGUAGUUUUCAAUGCUCAGAACAUGUUCAACCAUGUUGUGAAACUUCUCAAUUACAUUCCACCUGCUUAUACAUAUAUGCAUGUGCUGUAAGAGAAAUUGGCACAAUUCAAUCCCAAACGUGUCUUCAAUCAUAUACUAUUACUGGUUAAGGCCUUCAUAAACAAAAAGUACUGAAUAUUGAUAAAGUGGUGGUAAUAGCACAUGGGAACCAAUAUGCUUUCAAGCAAAUGUUCUUCUUUCUCAUAUUUCAGUCCAAGAAGGAUAGCUGUAUCAAUCGAUGUUCCGAAGAUCAAGGUAAAAAACAUCUCCACUGCAAGGCUUCCUAACAGAAGUCUGGUGGCAGAAUUGGAUUAUCUACAUAAAUACAUUCCAACCACCACCACAACUCAUACAAAAGAAGAUCCUUACUACUCCAAAAUCAACACUAACGAUUCUACAACAUCUGGAACAAGCACACCAAAUUCCAUGGAGGAGGUCAAGCUUCAUUUGAUUAUGGACGUAGUAGCAGAUAGAAUAGAGAUGCACAAGAAUAUUGGAGCACAGCGUGACAACUGGAACCGCCUUCUAGUGACAUCUGUUAAUAUGAUCACUCUUUCUGCUUCGGCUAUGGUUGGGCUUGCAGCUGCUAGUCCAAGUGGAGCACAUAUUGUGGCCUUGAAGGUGUCCUCCACAAUUCUUUAUAUGGCAGCCACAGGGUUGAUUUUGGUGAUGAACAAAAUUCAGCCAUCACAGCUUGCAGAGGAGCAGAGAAAUGCUGCUAGGUUGUUCAAGCAGCUUCAUGGAGAACUCAGAACAAGGCUUUCUCUAGGGAAUCCUAGUGAGAAUGAUGUUGAAGAAGCAAUGGAGAAAGUGCUUGCAUUGGACGGGGCCUACCCUCUUCCUCUAUUGGGCUCAAUGCUCGAAAAACUCCCUCGAACUGUGGAGCCAGCAGUGUGGUGGCCUAGACAGAAGCAAAGGAGUCGAAGAAAAGAAGAGUUGGGAGGGAAACUGAAAGGGAAAAAUGGAUGGGAUGCAAGGUCAGAGGCUGAAAUGAGAAAGAUUGGGAUGAUUUUGAGAAAGAAGGACAUGGCAGAGUACUUGAGGUUGGGUAAACAAGUUUUGAACUUCAACAAGGUAUUAGCAGUUUCUGGUCCUCUACUAUCUGGCCUUGCAGCAUUGGGUUCGUGCUUUUUGGGUUCUGUGAGUUCAUCUUGGCCAGUGAUGGUUGGGGUUAUUGGAGGAGCUUUGGCAAGUGUUGUCAACACAUUAGAGCAUGGGGGGCAAGUGGGGAUGGUGUUUGAGAUGUAUAGGGCAAAUUCUGGUUUUUUUAAGCUCAUGGAAGAGAGCAUUGAACUGAAUAUUGCUGAAGAAGAUCCUCAUAAAAGGGAAAAUGGGGAAUUGUUUGAAAUCAAAGUAGCUUUACAGCUAGGUAGGAGUCUCUCAGAACUCAGGCAAUUUGCUGCUGCAGUUUCAUCAUCUCAUGAGGAGAGGGAUUUUGAAGAGUUUGCAAGCAAGCUUUUCUAGUAUUAUUACCAAUUUUCUUGUUAGUUGUAAUUGUCAAGCUUUCUUUUGUAAAUAUUCUCGUAGCUAGAGAAUGCUUGUGAACAGUUUGUAGCAAGAACUAUUUUAUUACUAUGUUCGCUAAC